This is a messenger RNA of Solanum tuberosum (potato), 537 nucleotides long. Its product is annotated as period circadian protein-like. The record is from RefSeq and is a predicted model, not a curated record. The transcript is spliced from 4 exons. Lineage: Eukaryota; Viridiplantae; Streptophyta; Magnoliopsida; Solanales; Solanaceae. Bases 1 to 537 code for a protein of 178 amino acids.
AUGGGGAGAGGAUGUGAGCCUAGUUCAACAAGGUCAAGUGUUGGUUCUUCUAGAGCACCAACUGAAUCACAAUCAAGCACAAAGAGAAGAAGAGGUCGACAAAGAGGUUCUACAAAACAGGCUAGUGCUACUGGAAGGGGAAGAGGAGCUGCAACUGGUAAUGGAACAGGGAUUGGUGUUGCUGCUGAUAGUUCUGGUGCCACUGGAAGGGGAAGAGGAACUGGAACUGGAACUGGUUUAGCUGGAAGGGGAAGAAGAACUAGUGUAGCUGCUACUGCUACUGAUGUUCCUGGUGCUACUAGAGGAGGGAAGAGGCCAAGAAUGGUUGGAAUGGGGAUAUUACAUACACAGAGUGGUUUUACAAUCCACAAUCCUGGAAUGCUUAUGAACUCUUCAAUAGUGACUGAAAAUCUUAGGCAUCAUAAACCAAGAUCAUGCUUAAAAUGGAAAGGAAAGGCUGCUGUAACUCAACAAGGUCUUCAAGAGAUGAGAGAAAACAAAAGAAUAAGAACAAGGUCCAAUGCUGCUGAACUGUGA